Staurois parvus is the source of this 310-nucleotide messenger RNA. The record is from the annotation of a GenBank genome assembly. NCBI's taxonomy places the organism in Eukaryota, Metazoa, Chordata, Amphibia, Anura, Ranidae.
GGUCAGAGGCUGCAGACAUGGUGCAGGAGAUGUUCAGAGGCUGCAGAUAUAGUACAGGUGAUGGUCAGAGACUGCCGACAUGGUACAGGAGACGGUCAGAGACUUCAGACAUACUACAAAAGACGGUCAGAGACUGCAGACAUAGUACAAAAGAAGGCCAGAGACUGCAGACAUGGUACAAAAGACGGUCAGAGGCUGCAGACAUAGUACAAAAGACGGCCAGAGACUGCAGACUUAGUACAGGAGACAGUCAGAGGCUGCAGACUUAGUACAGGAGAUGGUCAGAGGCUUUAGACAGUGCAGGAGACGG